UGACAUUCAAAUGAGCGUGAAACGUGAAAGAACAACAGUCUCCUUAGGAAAUAUGGAUCCUAUUCGAACCAGUAGCAAUUAUGAAUAUUACAAGCUGUGUAGAAAACUUUUGCUACUCACUGGUCUGUGGCCUUAUGACAAGCUCAGAAACAGGCUGCUUCAUAUGGGUGUUAUCAUUGUAUAUGAUAUUUCUAUUAUGUUUGUGCAGAUAGCAAACUAUUUCGUCUGCGACACAAUACAGUGCAUUUUUAAAACUUUACCUAUGAACAUAAUGACGGUAAUAGUGUUGGUGAAGUUACUCACGUACCAUUUUAAUAGGCAGAAGAUUAAAGACCUCUUAGAACACUUGCACUCAGAUUGGAAUGCACUCUGUUACGAAGAAGAAUUUGUUAUCAUGAGGAAGUACGCUGAAACUGGUAGAUCCUACUCGUUUUACUAUGCCACAAGCAUAUAUUCGAUUACCUUUAUAUUCGGAUGCGUGGUUCUCGUGCCACGUUUCAUGGACGUUGUGUCUCCUUUGAAUGAAAGUCGUCCGAUAAUGAUGCCGUGUCCGGUAAACUACUUCGUCGACGAGGAAGAAUAUUUUUAUUAUAUCUUUGUCCAUCUGAUAAUCGGUGCUUUUGUAUGUAUUACCGGAUUGCUCGCGCAUGACUGCAAUUUCUUCACUUUCACCGAGCACGUUUGCGGCCUCUUCGAAAUUGUGGGGUAUUGAAUAUUUAUUUUGAACUUGUAUGUUUCUUGUCCACAUAAAUGACAAUUUUGUUUUUCGUAACGUAGCACAUCAACCCAUUAAUAUAAAUACUAAUGUUUGCAGCUUCAGACUCGAAAAUUUAUUAUAUAAACGAAAUAUUACGGAAAAGAAUAUGAUCGAGCUUUCGGAUGACGUGUAUGUAAAAAAUAUCGAGUUUUCCAUUCAAGCUCAUCGGCGGGCCCUGCAUUUCGUUGCCCUGCUCGAAAACACUUUCUGCUUAUCUUUCGCAAUACAACUUUUGAUAGUUACUAUCAUCAUGAGCAUAACUUUAAUACAACUCUCGUCAGA
This is a messenger RNA of Harpegnathos saltator (Jerdon's jumping ant), 1039 nucleotides long. Its product is annotated as odorant receptor 4-like. Gene Ontology annotation, cellular component: plasma membrane. NCBI's taxonomy places the organism in Eukaryota, Metazoa, Arthropoda, Insecta, Hymenoptera, Formicidae. The record is from RefSeq and is a predicted model, not a curated record. Gene Ontology annotation, biological process: sensory perception of smell; detection of chemical stimulus involved in sensory perception of smell. The transcript has 6 exons. Gene Ontology annotation, molecular function: olfactory receptor activity; odorant binding. Bases 11 to 712 code for a protein of 233 amino acids.